Messenger RNA from Zalophus californianus (California sea lion), 636 nucleotides. RefSeq names its product dimethylaniline monooxygenase [N-oxide-forming] 1. The annotation marks the transcript as partial. Gene Ontology annotation, molecular function: flavin adenine dinucleotide binding; N,N-dimethylaniline monooxygenase activity; NADP binding. The transcript is spliced from 5 exons. Lineage: Eukaryota; Metazoa; Chordata; Mammalia; Carnivora; Otariidae. The record is from RefSeq and is a predicted model, not a curated record.
AUGGCUAAGCAAGUUGCAAUUGUGGGAACUGGGGUCAGCGGCCUAGCCUCCAUCAAGUGCUGCCUGGAGGAAGGACUGGAACCCACAUGCUUCGAGAGGAGCAACGAACUCGGGGGCCUGUGGAGAUUCACCGAAAAUGUUGAAGAAGGCAGAGCCAGCCUCUAUAAGUCUGUGGUUUCCAACAGCUGCAAGGAGAUGUCUUGUUACUCAGACUUUCCAUUCCCAGAAGAUUAUCCAAACUAUGUGCCAAAUUCUCAAUUCCUGGAAUAUCUCAAAAUGUAUGCAAACUGGUUCAACCUUCUGGAAUGCAUUCAAUUCAAGACUAAAGUCUGCAAAGUAACAAAAUGCCCAGAUUUUACUGUCACCAGCCAAUGGGAGGUGGUCACUCAGCAUGAAGGAAAGCAAGAGUCUGCCAUCUUUGAUGCUGUCAUGGUCUGCACUGGUUUCCUUACUAAUCCAUAUUUGCCACUGGACUCUUUUCCAGGUAUAAAUACCUUUAAAGGCCAGUACUUUCAUAGCCGGCAAUAUAAACAUUCAGAUAUAUUUAAGGACAAGAGAGUCCUUGUGAUUGGAAUGGGGAAUUCGGGCACAGAUAUUGCUGUGGAGGCCAGCCACCUGGCAAAAAAGAUCUGGAUC